Molecule: messenger RNA, 1520 nt
Organism: Ictidomys tridecemlineatus (thirteen-lined ground squirrel)
Lineage: Eukaryota; Metazoa; Chordata; Mammalia; Rodentia; Sciuridae
Gene: Mesp2
Product: mesoderm posterior bHLH transcription factor 2
Biological process (GO): heart morphogenesis; regulation of transcription by RNA polymerase II; somite rostral/caudal axis specification
Cellular component (GO): nucleus
Molecular function (GO): DNA-binding transcription factor activity, RNA polymerase II-specific; protein dimerization activity; RNA polymerase II cis-regulatory region sequence-specific DNA binding
Source: RefSeq, a predicted model, not a curated record
AUGGCCCAGUCGCCUCCUCAGCAGAACUUCCUUGGCUUAGACCAUUGGAUCGUCUCCCAGGGUUGGGGCUGGGAGGGCCACUCCGACUCCACGUCCCCAGCCUCUUCCUCGGAUUCCUCGAGCUCGUGCCCCUGUGACAGCGCCCUCGGCCUCUCUCAGAUCGCAAACCCAGCCCGCAGCGCCCGAGUAGCUGAGGCCAUUCCGACAGUGCCCAGACGUGCACGGACGGGACCAGCGGGUGGACAGCGGCGGAGCGCCAGCGAGCGCGAGAAGCUGCGCAUGCGCACCCUCGCCCGCGCCUUGCACGAGCUGCGCCGCUUCUUGCCGCCGUCCAUCGCGCCGGCCGGCCAGAGCCUGACCAAGAUCGAGACGCUGCGUCUGGCCAUUCGCUACAUCGGCCACCUGUCGGCUAUGCUGGGCCUUAACGAGGACAACUUGCAGUGUCGGCGCCGGUGGCGCGCGGACGCAGUGUCUCCCCAGGACUGCGCGCUCUGCCCCGACGGCGGUCCCGUGCAGGUGCAGACCCGGGCUCCUGGCCCGGGUUUGGGCACUGCUUUCUGUACCGGGCCGUGCUGGGGGUCCCCGCCCUCCUAUCCUGCCACCGGAGCCCUGGCUGAGAGCCCGGGGAGCAGGGUUUCCAACACGGAUUCCUGGGUAACACCCCCUUACUGCCCCAAGAUACAGUCGCCCCCGCUCCAGCCCCUAGGGAGAGUUCCUGACCCGGUUCUUUGGACGCCACCCAAAACCUGUCCCGGAAAGCAGACAUCCCUGGAGCCUCAAAACCCCGCUUCACCCUGGACGCCACCAGCGGAGCUGGCUGCAGUGUACCAGGAUAUCUCUGGGUCUUCAGAAUCCUGUCUACCUCUGGGAAGUCCACCCCUUCUGCCCCGCCCUUCAUGCCAGAGACUCCAGCCUCAGACACAGUGGGGGUGUUGGAGCCACAGUGCAGAGGCGCUGCCCAGCUCAGAGGACCAGGGACCUGGCCCUGUUUUCCAACUCAGUGAAGUGAGCCUCACCCAGAAUUCAGGCCUACGGCUCAGUAGCUGCCCUGAACUUUGGCAAGAAGAUUUGGAGGGGACCCACCUGGGCAUCUUCUGAUGGCCCUACCUGGCCUUUUUACAUCCAAGAAUCAGGCUUGCAAUGUGGACGUCCUCCUCUUCUGUUUCUUUGGUGGUUUUAAAGCUUUCUAGCCAAAUACUUAUCAUGAAAACAGUGUCUGGAACAGAGAUAGUGGGUAUCCUCCCAGGCUGGAGUGGGGUUAUGACAGUGCCCUCUACUGCUAGGCACCCCCCUCCCAUACACCAUGUCUUGUAUUUUGCAGAGCACAGUCUAAGCUGCUCUGAAAAGGGGGCUGCUUGACCCCCAAAGAGACCAUGCUGGGACUGGUAAGGGAGUGGGCAUGGAGGCCAGGCUCUUGCUCUGCUGUGUUUCUUGGUGACAGCUGUCCAGAAUCCGAUAUGCUUAAGAUGUUUUGUAACUUUUUAAAAAAGAAAAAAUACCAAUAAAAUUUUGAUACAGUC